Messenger RNA from Hyaloscypha bicolor E, 1833 nucleotides. RefSeq lists its product as uncharacterized. The transcript is spliced from 2 exons. NCBI's taxonomy places the organism in Eukaryota, Fungi, Ascomycota, Leotiomycetes, Helotiales, Hyaloscyphaceae. Gene Ontology annotation, biological process: positive regulation of transcription by RNA polymerase II. Gene Ontology annotation, molecular function: DNA-binding transcription factor activity, RNA polymerase II-specific. The record is from RefSeq and is a predicted model, not a curated record. The coding region runs from base 246 to 1733 and encodes 495 amino acids.
CUCGAGUCCAUUCACCUUCACAACCACCAACCCCAGAACAAACGCGCCCGCUCAUUGGGCACCCGGCACACAGCUGCUGCCUUCCAUCCUUCCUGACUCAUCCACGAAGAAGGCCAGAGUGUCCUGCCGCCAUGGCCGAGGCCGUUGUAUACAUCUAUUGAGUGCAAAUUCAUCUUCCCCCAAUACGCACACUCCACGCCACAACCAGCACCACACAUCUUGACUCUCGAUACCAUCAAUCCAAGAUGUCGAACACAACACACAUCAAGUUCGAGCAUUCGCCAACUGACAGCCUGGCUGACAGCUUUGUCUCAACUCCAGGCACCAUCUACCCGCCACUCUUCAACGACGCCAUGGAUCCGGCCGAAGCCAUGACCCCUCAGUCACACUAUGACGAGGACAGCAUGUUCGGAGGCUCUAUGAAUGGAGAAAGCAGCAUGGCUGGCACCCCGGCACCCGAGAAGAAGCCUGUUAAGAAGAGGAAGUCUUGGGGCCAACAACUCCCAGAGCCAAAGACCAACCUUCCACCGAGGAAACGCGCAAAGACUGAAGACGAGAAGGAGCAACGACGCGUGGAACGGGUCCUCCGCAACCGUCGUGCAGCUCAAUCAUCGCGAGAGCGCAAGCGACAAGAAGUCGAGGCCCUCGAGAGCGAGAAGCGUGCCAUCGAACGACGAAACGCUGAUCUCGAGAUGCGCUUGGCCGACAUGCAAGCAAAGAACGAACUCCUCAUGCGUGAGCUUGAGCAAUUUACCGGUGGCAUGACUGUCUUUCGGUCCUCGUCAAUCGCUUCUACACCAGCACAAGCAGAACUCCGCUCCGCACCAACCCCAGUCACCUUCUCCCAAGAACUCUUCGGCUCCCGAGACGCCCAAGAACGACCUAUCAGCAACCAAUCCAUCAUCAAAGCUGAGCCAGCACAAACCGUAAACCCCGCCUCCCUCUCCCCGGAGAUCCGCCCUAUUGUCGAGUCCGCCAGCGCCAGUUCUUCCGAUAUGACACAACAUCCUGCCGCGAUGUUGUGCGACCUGCAGUGUCAGUCGGAAGAACAACGGCCCUGGAUGGAUUCAAUGACAGCCACAACUUCAGCCAUCUCUCAAAUCUUGGCAAUCAACCUCUUCAUCAAUAUGACUUCGGCGGCUAUUUCGACGCUCCUGACCCCACUGCGUCAGAUCGUCACUUCUUUGAGAAUGGGAUCGCCCCUAUCGCCGACCAAUUCGAUCUUAACUACGAUCAUUUGGUUAGCCACGACGACGGCGGCAUUGACGACUUCGACCUCGAUGACUUCCUCCACCACGACGACCAGCCUGCGCCCGAGAUUCACUCUUCGGAUUCGCUUGCUGAGACGACUGCUAACCUGCAGCCCCAACUUGGCGCGUCCUCUUUUGGAUGCGACGAUGGUGGCAAUGCGGUUAGCGUCUGAACAGCAGCUCCAAGACUGUCUUUCUAACGCAGAUGCGGGUCAUUAUGGAGGAUCGAAUUCACCGAGCGUGGAAGUCCUCAUGACGUUACUAUGGGCCAUCACCGUUAUAGAGAAGGAACGAGUAGAGAGACAGGAGACCCCAAAGCUGGACGCAGCUGCGGAAGUCAGACAGUCAGAGCUGGAAGAACUGUUCAGACCUAGAGAGAUUAGGGGAGACAGGAGGGGAUUUUCUUUUGUACCGCAUGGAAGGGAAGCCGGAGCGUUGGGCCAAAAGUCUCUGGAGGGUUGGCGUUUGGGUGAUCAUCCUUGAAAUUAGCGUCGGUCAUAUAUUGCCCUUGUACACCAGAUGUAACUUGUGACAAUAAAACUUGUUGGAGUAAUUGCUAUUCCUAUGCUGUGCCUCGGAAGUG